UUUACCCAAUAGAACCAAAGAGUAGGGAUCACGCAGUUCAUGGGAUCGGGGGUUUCAAGGGUUCAGCUAGCGGAUCAUACGGGAUCCGGGGGACCCCAUAGAUCCCCUUCUUCCACUUUCCAGUGUCGCCCUGGGCCUCUGAACCCCCCUCUUGACCCUCCGGUCCCCGCAAAGCAGGUGGAUGCCCCCCCCCCCAACCCCUCUGGAGUGAGUGAUGGGCGGUGGAAGCUGGGAGUGGAUGCGUGGCUGCGCGUGUGCGUCUCGGCUUCUGCGUCGUGGGCGACCGAUGAUUCGGUGAUUGCAGGGAAGGGAACCCCCCACUUUGUUCCCGGCCAAGACAAAACAACGAUGAUUGCAAAGUGAGCGCGCGGUGGAGAUGGGCACUUGCCGUCUGCCAAGCCCCGCAGAGCUCGACGCGUACGCACGCAAGGUUGCUGACCGCCCGCUCACCGUCAAGAUCUUCUCAGGGAACGUGAAGGUGCCCCAGCGCAAGGUGACGCGCCGCCGCAUCAACGGCCUCGAGGUGCCCAGCGCCUCUGCCAGUGCGCAGCGCUACAGCCCCUACCCGGCGCCUGGGAGCCGCUACCAGGGCCUGCUGGCGCUGGUGACCGCCGUGCCGCAAGCCUCCGCACCCAAGUCUUCGUCGUCGCACGGCAGGAGAGUCCGAGACAUGUCACUUCCCGGAACGGGUAACGUUCCGUCGUCGGGUUUCACGAUGCCGAGUUCCGGUGCCGGCGGGGUCGGCGGGAGGGACAAGGCGAGUGCCGAGGCAAGGACGCGCGAAGCGGCGGCGGCAGCGGCGGCCUCGCUGGCGCUGCCUUGCGCCGGCCGCCACCCUGCCGCCGUGGCCGGCGGCUCGCUGCAGUCGGGCGCCGUGCAGACGCUGCACAAUAACGCCUUCCCCAAAAUGGACGCCAAAGAGGUGGCGCCCAUCAGAGUUCCGCGCGCCAUGGCCGCGCCGCCCGCCGUCGCGUCCCACGCCGCGUCCGCCCUGUGCGACGGCGGCCUGCCGGGGGCCUACGCCGGCAAGUCCAGCACGGUCUCCUACAACCCCGGCGGACACUUUGUCAAGCCACCCGAGGCGAGCGGCGGCGGCCUCAAGGCGAUCCACCUCCCCCCGCUGUGCCAUUCGGCGCUGCCCACGCACGUUCUGCCUUUCCCGCACCUGGGCGCGGGGGGGCAAGCGGCGGGGGGGGCGGGCAUGGCGUACGAUGCGCAGAAGCCGCGUGCCGUCUUCUACUCUGCGUACGGGGCGGUCGGCGGCGGGAAGCCUUUCGACCCGGCGCUGAUGCCGCCCAAUGUGACCAUCUCGGCGCUGCCGCGCAACACGCCACACCCCUUCUACGCCAACCUCCCCUCCAUCGACGCCGUCGUGAAGCAGAUCACGGCGCAGAGCCUGGCGCAGGCCUCGCAGCAGGGCGAGACCUCCGUGUGCCAGAUCGACGACAUGCGGCUCAAGGGCCACGACCAGCAGAAGGGGGGGCGUCCCGGCGCCGUGGACUGCCUGGGCGGGCCGCUGGGCUCGCUGAUGGGUCCCGAGCUCGGCUCCGGAGACCCGUCCUCACGGGGGUGCGCCCCCCAAUUCGGCGCGGUGUCGGACGCGCAAGGCGACGAGUCGAUCGUCGAGAGACUCCUGUCCUUCUCCACGGAGAUGGGCAACGUGCCGGCGGGCGUUGGCUUCCACUUCCCGUCCCCGCACUGGCACGGGGGGAUGCCCCCCCUCCCCGCCGCCCCCUCCUCGGCUCAGGGCUACCAGCAACAAACGGGCGGCUCCGGCUUCCCGCCCCCCCCUUCCAGCGUGCCUCAGUCCGUCGGCAUGGGCAACGGAUUCAUGUCGGCGCACGGUGGCGGCAACCAGCCGGGGCCCAGCCGGGGGGCGGCGGUGGGCUCCGCCUUCCACCACCACAACCACGGCCACCACCACCACCACCACAACGCGGGCCACACGUGCGGCGGUACCAUGGUCCAGCAGCAACAACAACAGCAGCAGCAGCAGCAACAACAACAGCAGCAGCAGCAGCUGCACACAAACAGCGUGGGGCCCUCGGGGCAGAGCUGCCGGGAUGUGAACACACAGCCCAGCACAAGUCUACCUCUGGCCCUGUCGCUAGGCCACGGCCCAGCGCAGCUCACCGAUGCCGGCCUCGGCGCUGCCGCUGUAUCCGCUCAGGGCUUCCUGCACCCCUCCCACCACCACCACCACGUGCGGCACUCAUUCAUGCCGCCGUCUUCCGUCGGGAGCAAGGUGGCGUCCGCCGCAGCACAGGGUCACCACAACCACCAGCACCACCGCCAGCUGCACCACUGCCCCGGCUCGGCAGCCGGAUCCAGCAUGGCCCUGCACGCCCACUCGCUGGCGUCGCAGAAUGCCCUGUCCCUGCACCCCGCCGCGCAGAUGUCCCACCCUUCCCUGGGCAUGCCGGGGCAGGUCUCCCACCUGUCCCUGCCCACCUGCACCGGCAUGCCCAUGCCGACUACGUACGGGGGACCGGGCCUGCCCUCCUCCGCGCAGGGCGUCGCGGGCAGGGGCAAGGCCGGCGGGCCGACGGGGAGGGAUGGCCUUCCCAGCGGCAUGCACGUGGGGGGGCUGUCGGGCCCCGAGAGGAUGGAACACAUGGGGGUGCCCACACAGAGCCUCUCCGAAACCUACGGGGGGUGGCCCGGGCCCAGCUAGACCUGGCCCGUUAGCGUGGGCUUCGCGAUAGUCUGGGGGUCACGCUCCCGCUGCGCGUACGCUCGCUGUAACGUCGGGACAACCCGGAGGUCACGGUCGAGGAGGCCAACGGGGCCGGCGCCUCCGCACACGCGGGCCGGGCUCAAGGGCCCUCGAGUUGCGCAAUUUAGGUUGGGUUGCCUGCGCCCUCGCCCGUGGCCACGUGGCGAAGGUGGCGAAGGUGGCGGUGGGGCUGGCGCUCCGACGUGAAUGUUACCUCACGUUUGAUCCUAAUGCGCGGAGUCGUGCCAGAGCGAGACGGGACACGGUGAUGCGGUAGUGGGCGGGGGAGGAGGGGAUACUGGGACCGGCCUUGCGGUGUGGAGAGCCACGUGGGGGUGGGGGGGCAGGAAGGGGGGGGGGGGGCAGCAGCGUGAGGGCAGAGCAAGGAGCCAGCAGCCGCCGGCCCGUGCUGAAUGUAGAGCGCUUUGCACUCGUUGCCAGUACGACGACAUAUCACUCCAGCAUCCUGCACACUUGAACGCGAGCGCGGGCGUGCGUGCCGCGGCGUCCCCCCACCAUCCCUCGUCACCCCCCCCACCAUAUCCAAACCGCCCCCCCCUCUCCUCGCUCCACCCUGUCACACUGCUCCCCCUCACCUCCCCCAAGCCCUCCCGCCACUCCCUCAAUACCCUCCCCCCACCCCGCACCUCUCCCAUCUCCUCCGCAUCUCCCGCCUCGCCCUCUCGCUGCAGCGCGCCCACGCAGCUUCCUGCAUGUGCUGCUGCUGCUGCCGGGUGCAGCAUUACCUCUCCCUGCUGCCCUGUGCUGCCUAGCGCGCAUCUCCCUGCUGCUCACUCACUUGCUCCCCACCCCCCGCCCCCCCAGGUGCGCGCGGGAAGCAGAGCUGCCCUCGCAAAAGCAGUUAUUAACACUUGAUUGGAUCGUCUCUUUUUGUUAUGAAGAUUUAGCCUUAAUCCUGUACUUUUCAUGCUGUGACCGGCUUAUUAGCGUAAGCUACUACUCGUAGGUGCAUUAAUUAAAAUGUGAUCUUUAAGUUGUGAUCGUUAAGUUAAUCGUUUAAUUUUUUUGACCAAACGGGAGACGCCGUCGCGCGCCGCUGCCACCGCUCUUGGAGUACCGCUGUAGUUGCCUGGGGGGGUUGGGGGGGAGGAGGAGGAUGGAGGCUGUUGAUCAAUGCUUGAAUCGUGCAAAUGCAUCUCCUCGUCGUGUUUACAACUCGUGUUUCUGUUGAGGGCGCCGGCUCAGCGGCGGCACCACCCCCACUUGGAGCGGAGGGGCCCUCGCCGUGACGCCCGCGGUGCCACUGCUGGCGCCCUGCUUCACGCGGCGGCCGUGAAAUUCCCAAUAAUCGGAACCAAAUCGAGACAUUGUGAACACGAGAAUAUAUAAUAAUAAGAAUAAUAAGAAUACUACGUUAAUAAGUACGUUAAAAUAAUAAAUGCAAAUAAAGAGCUGAUCUGA
Petromyzon marinus (sea lamprey) is the source of this 4138-nucleotide messenger RNA. The record is from RefSeq and is a predicted model, not a curated record. NCBI's taxonomy places the organism in Eukaryota, Metazoa, Chordata, Hyperoartia, Petromyzontiformes, Petromyzontidae.